AUGGAUGAUGACAAGCUGAAAAUAUUAAAAACUGAAGUGACAAGUAUAUUAAGUUCAUCUGGUACACCGCUAACAGUUCGCCAAUUUGUCAAGGAAUAUAGAGAUGUGAUUGGUAGAAGUUUCCCAUGGGCACAAUAUGGUUUUAAAACUGCAAAUGAUUGUUUAAAAUCUAUGCCUGAUAUACUUACUUUUAAAAAAAAUGAGUGUGGAGACAUAUUGGUUCCUGUUCAAAGUAAUUCAUCCCACAUAACUAAAUUGGUUCAAGAACAAAAAAAGAAUUCAAAAAAAGGUCCUAUCAGAAGACCAAGACCUGUCCAACUUCCAAGAGAUGACCUUAGAAAUGAAAUAAAGCCAUUAAAACAGAUAGAAGUGCCACAGCAUCCUCUUACUUUCAGAGGUUGGGAGACUCAUCAAACAGUCGUCCCAUCUUUAAUGAGUAUCCCUACAUAUCAACAUCAACAAAACUUUUCUUAUACUUCUCGCGAAUAUUCUCAGAUGUCUCACAAUCUUUGGAAUAUAGAUCAGAUGCCACUUGUUCUGAAUACUUUUUCAACUUUGAAAACUGAAUAUACUCGUACAAAGCUACCUCUUAUUCCAAAAAAGUCUUCCUUGAAUGAGGUUCAGGAGUUAAAGAAAUUAACAAUGCCUAAUGGCUAUUGUACUGAUGGAGGCAAGAGUUAUAUUGGGAGCAAAAGUAAUGAAAUUUGUGCUAAUAUUGAAGGCAAAUCAAGAGAUGAAUUAUUUGAGAAUAAUUAUCCAAUAGAGAGUCAUAGUUUAGUUAAAGCUGACAAUAGUAAAGUUGACAAUCCUUCAAAAGCUUUUGAUAAUUUAGAAGAUGAAGAAGAAGAUAGUUGCCCAAUUGGAGAAAAAAUGAAAGAAAAUUUCAGGAAAAUACUUAAAAAGCAUAAGAAUGGCCUUUUAGUUUCAAAACUUGCUUCUACAUAUUUGAAAAUGUUUGAUAUUGGAUUAAAUUGUCAAGACUAUGGAUUUCCCACAAUUAAAGAUUUAGUUAUGUCAUGCCAUGAUGUUUUUAAAAUUCAGCAAAAGAAGCAUGCCAAGGACUGGUUACUUUUUGAUGUGAAUAAUGAAUCAGAUGAUUCUACUCGGUGGAUUCCGAGACAAGUUCUUGAAAAUAUGCAAGAAUUAUCUCUUGCAAACCCAGAUGGAAUAAUAAGUGAUGAUAUUCUGAAACGGUAUAAGAAAAUGUUCAAAGUUGAGUUGGACGUAAAAAAACUUGGAUUUGAAAGUGUAACUUCAUUUUUAGUGAACUGUCAGAGUAUUGAAUGUUGUACUAUUGAUGAUGAAUAUGUUGUAUUUCCCAUGAAGUGGGGUAAAAAGGUAGUUGAAGAGCUUGAGGAUUCAGCUACUGACCCCUUCCUUUCAGUAGAUACAUACUCUAUUUUCUCAAAGAAGCGUUUUCAAGAAAAUGUAUGUGGUUAUGACUUCCAAUAUGAAAAGUGCAUCAUGCCUAAAGCAGCAAUCAUGAAAGUUAUAGUUGCGGAUUGUAAUAGUCCUGAUUGUUUAUGGCUCCAGACUCUUGAUAGUGCUGCUUCAUUAAACAAUUUAAUGUAUGAACUUAACACUUUUUAUGAUGAAGAAGAGGAACAUUAUAUGAUGAAAGAAGACAUGAUUCACCCUGGCCUGGCUUGCUGCAUUAAAUUCAAUGAUAAACAGUGGCAUAGGGGAAUAAUUCAAAAGGUUUUAGAAAACUCACAAUCAGUGAAGGUCUUAUACGUUGAUUACGGUACCUCUUCUUGUAUCUCGUUUAAAGAUUUGAGAACUCUUCAUAAAAAAUUUGCUGAACCUCCUAUAUAUUCAUUCAAAUGUAAUAUGUAUAAUAUCAAACCUAUAAAUAAUGAAACAUGGACCAAAGAAUGUCUAGAAUUCUUUUAUCAGUCUAUAUUCAAUGAAAUAUUUGUUGCUGAAAUAGUGGAGAUCAUCAAUGAGGUAGCAUCGGUGAUGUUAGUUGACACAAGAGGUUCAGAAGAUUGUGUGAUAAACUUUAUGUUAGUUGAAAAUGGUUUUGCUGCUUAUCUGGUUGAUAAGUCACCACCACCAAGUGAUUAUUAUAGAUCUGGAAGUCAUAUACCAAACAAUCUUACUGAAAAAGAAUCUAAUUCUGUUCAUAAGAAUUCUCUUGGAACUCAUCCAGAUUAUUUUCUAAAACUUUUGCCUUACUGGUUUAAUGGUGUAGAAAGUUGGAAUGAUAUCAACCAUAUUUUUGAACAGGCUAGUCAUGAAUUUUUUAAUGAAUCGAGUGAUGACAAUUUGACUGAAAUAUUUGAUUAUUUUUCUUCAAAUAAGUGUACUCAAAACGAUGUACUUGAAUUAUUUAUGAAGAAACCAAAAUUAAUAUGUGACGCUUGGAAUCAAACAUAUUAUUCCUUAAUUGAUUUAUUUGAAAACAAGUUCCUAGAAAAUAUACAAACUGAAUUAUGGAGUAGCAUAGGUUACAAUUCUCAAUUACAAAAUGGCAAUAGCGUUAUAAAUCAUAAUACUUCAGAUAAUGCAAUUAAUUCAACUCUUAAGGCAAGCUUUGAAAAAGUUGAGAUAAGUUCUAAUAAUUCAAGUAUUCCAAUUCCCCCUAGCCUUGCUGAUAAGAGUGAUAACUAUCAUAGUAUUGAUGGAUGCCAUUCUCCAUACCAGUCAUAUUCCGAGAGAGAAGAUUAUUAUAGUAAAAAUUGUAAUAAUAAUAACUCACUGAGGGAUAUCCAUAGUUCCUCAGAUGUUGUUAAGGAUGGUAGAGACCCAAAAGUUAUACCUGCAAAUUUGUUCAAUACAAUAAUACAUUUGAUUAGAUAUAAUUCUGAGAUAUAUAUUAUUAUGGAUGAACUACUUACCAAGUUUGCAAAAGGUGUACCAUCAAUGUUGGCCAAACAUAGGCUCUACCAACAUCAAAUCAAUGUGGCUCCAUUUAUUGUAACACCAGACCACAAACAGCUAUAUGCUGAAUUAAAGAGGCACAGAAUCAACUCUAAAAAUGGCCCAGUCUCUUUGGUGCCCCUAUCAUUAUCCAGUGAUAUAUUGCUUGCUGUCGAACCAAGAAAUAAAACUGUUGCAGAAGUUUUGAAUGUAAGAAUUUCUAUACUAUUUUUGUAGAUAUUUUCUAUUAUGAUUCAUGUUUUUAUUCUUUAUUCCACUAAAUAUUUAUUACGUUGCAUCUAAUUUUUAUCUUAAAUAUUUUUUUGUCAUGUGAUACUUCCUAAACUUUAUAAAGGCUAAGCUGAAGAGUAAAUUUUAUCGUAUUUUUGCAUUGCUGUAAAUUUUACAUUUUCAUCCUUCAAACAAAAAUGAAAAUAGUGAGCAGUUAUUAUUGAAAUUGUAAAGUUAUAAAAUGUUUAGUUUUCAAUCAUUUGAAAUCAUCCAGACCAUGUUGGUAUACAUUUCUGAUUUUUAUCAUACCAGUUACUCUAUUUAAUGGUGAAUUCAAACAUGUUGAAAAAUUUUUAAGGUUCAUACUUUUUUCUUGGCAGUCUUUUUGAAUUUACUUUUCAACUAAAAAUAUGUUUUGAGGAAAUAUCUCUAACUCUGGUAAUUAUGCAGGUUUAAAAUCAAAAUUAAAACAAAAAAAAAAAGAGAUCAUGUUUCACUAUCCAUUUUCUACAUCCCCUAAGUUGUUAGGAAGAAAAUGGUAAAAAAAAAAAAAUUGACAACUAUAAAAUGAAAGUCAACAUAAAACAUGAUUUUAGGGCUAUAAAAGUGUAAUAAUAAAAAGAUUCUUGAUUUUCUUGUUUAAUCCAAAAAUUGUUAUCAAUACAUAAAUUCUAUGGAAGCUACACCACUUUUUGCUGAAGUGACAGCCAACCUUAUCACCUGUAAUUGUAAUUGUAAAAAAAUAUUUUUCAUAUGAAUGUGUAAUUUUCAUUUUUGUAAUCAAAAUGGGUUCUAUCCAACAUUUUUAUGUUAUUGAAUUCCUUAUGGACAGUUUUCAGUUUCUCUCAUGUUGAUAUAGAUGGCUUCUAUUCAUCCACAAGGAAUUUAAUAGCAUAAAAAAAUAAUAUAGAAUCUAUUUUUAGAAUAAUAUUCCCCAUUUACCGAUCACAAUUACAGUUGAUAAGAUUAAAUAGUGAGGUGCUUACACAUGGUAGUUAAUGGGAUAGUAUAUAGUAGCUAUCGCUGUCACAAAAACUUACAUAACUAAUAUAUAAUUUCUCUGAUGAUGCCCUAAGAUUUUGAUGAUGAUGCCCCAUCGUAACUUUAUACUGUAUGCUGCUGAUGCAUCAUUUAGAUACCACAAUUUUCAGCCAUAUUUGAUACAAUAUAAUUCUCUAACCGAUUGAGUCAGUCACCAAAUUUGUGCGAUAAAUUCUCAUAAAUAAUCAUCCAAAAAUGUAUUGAGAUAUAAAACAUAACUUUCAUGUUUUUUCGCCCUGAACUCUCAUAUUCUAAAUCAAAACUCACUGAAAAAGACUUGACAGUUUUUGGAAAUUCGUAUUUUAAAAGAGCAAGGUUUUCAAGAUUAAAAUUUCUUCAGCAAAUAGUGCUGUUAUCAGUCUAUACACUAAACAAAUUGGUGAUACUAUUUUCAUUAUUACACUUUUACAGUGCUAAAAUUCAUUAUUUUAUGUUGAUUUUCAUUUUGAAGUAAUGAUUUUUUUAAACUAUUUUUCUCACUACUCAGGGAAUAGAUAUUGUGAUAAUUAAAUUUUAAGAUAAUACAAUUUUAAGCCAUAUUUUUAGCAAAAAUGUGAGAAUUAAAGUAGGAUGGACAUGAUUGAGGCUGACUCAAACUAGGCUGCAGUAUUUGUUCCUUUUGUAAUAUUUAAUGAACGGCAUGAAUUUUUCAGCAUACAGUACACGGAUAGAGCUAUAAAAGAAAAAAAAAAAGAAAAAUCAUUAAUGAGUCCUAUCAUUUUAAACUUUUAAAGCGCUAAAAGUCUUGUUUUAUUUUUAUGCUUACCAUUUUUUGAAACCACUUUCCUUCCUCCUUCCUUCUUGUGUGGCAUAUUAAAAGACAAAAAAGUAGAAAAAAUCAUCAUAAUUUUAUUUUUGAUUUGAUAUAGCCAAAAUUACCAGAGGGAAGACAUUUCCCAAAAAACUUGAGCCUGUACAUAAAUGUUUUUAUAAACUUUCAAUAAAUUAUACCAUAGAUGAUACUUAAAACUAUUGUUUAAAAUUCAUUUUCAGGAAUUAAUAAAUGAAUGCUAUUCAAGUCAUGAAUUCUGGUCAACUUAAAUAUAAUACAGUCAUUUAACAUUUCUUACUUGGUAGAUUAAUGAUGGAUACAGGAAUAAGCUAAUAAUAAGAAUUUUGUAAUUAAUGUGUUUCAUGUACAUUUUUUUAAAAAUUGUGUUCAUUGUUUUGAAUCACAUGGCUGUGAAGAAGUGAUUGAUAAGAUAAUUCUUAUCCUUAGAUGUAAUGAUUUUCCACUAACACUUUUUUUUUGUUAAUGAGAAUGUUCGACAAUACCCUAAUGCUAAUCUUCAUAAUCAUUCAGAUUAGAUUAAGCAACAGGUGUUCAUAAUUAACUAAUAUGCCAUGGAAGUUUUAAUGAAUUAAGUUUCAAACUUAGAAAAAUACAUAAUAAUAUUUUUUACAUUUUGAUGACUUUUUUACUAACUGAUAAUCUAGUUCAAAUAGUAUUUUUAUAUUAAAAUAAGGAUUUUUUUGUUUGAAAAGAAUAUUUUCACAUACUAUUUCACUAUAUUUGAUAGUAGUUAUAGUUUUAUUUUUGUUAUAUACUUUCAAAAAAUUGAUUGUAAAUAUUAUAUCCAUUAAAAUUGUUAAAUAGGUGAAAAAUUAUUUUAGUAAAUGAUGAAAAUUUUGUUCUUAUUAUUUUAUGAAGAUUGCUGUUUUAUGUUUUAGUUUUAUGAUUGUUAAAUGUUUCUGAUAAUAAAAUUUUUCUAAAUAA
Nezara viridula (southern green stink bug) is the source of this 5851-nucleotide messenger RNA. The record is from the annotation of a GenBank genome assembly. NCBI's taxonomy places the organism in Eukaryota, Metazoa, Arthropoda, Insecta, Hemiptera, Pentatomidae.